UAUUGCCUUAGGAUGGAUUAAAUGCUUCUUUCGCGUUUCAAGCAUUAAAUGACAUUGAAAAAAAAUUCUACAAAUUAAUUAAAAAAAAUUCAAAUGCAAACAACGCAACGGUGUCAAGAGAAAGCACACGGAGCACGUCCGCAAAAUCGGAAAAUGCUGAAUAGCGCAAACUGACGCGGUGAAGAGCUCCAGUCUUGUCAGACAGAUUUUCGCUAGCUCCACGCAGCUGGACGCCCUUUGGCCAAUUUCGGUGUGAUUAGAAGCGGCAAACGUGUAGUAAGCUGACCAUGGAUUGUCCAGAGGACGCAACAAACAAGCCCGAGAAAAACAGCGUCGUUGAGGAUGCAAAUCCGAAACCGGCGAACAACGAUACACCGGUGAACAACGUUACACCGGCGAACAACGAUACACCGGCGAAUAACGUUACACCGGCGAACAACGUUACACCGGCGAAUACACCGGCAGCCGCAGAACGACGCUGCCAGUGCGGAUGUUCUGCAAGGUUGGAAACAGUGCUAAAGCAUGACUGGUCAGGAUCGUUUGCAACCAUGCCGGAGUCGCGGGAGGUUUGCAAGGAUUUGGUGACGACACUGUACAUGGACCAGUGCCAUAUGCAACUUUUGCUGGAUUGCAUGUUUGCGGACAUGGAUUUUAAAAGUGAUGUAAUGGCCGAGGCAUACCUAGAAGUCUGUGACAUGCUCGUCGAGCACGGUACAAAUGAGGCACUCAGCCGCAUGCCAUCGUGGGGUCCACAACUCUAAUCAGGAAACAGACACACAAAUGUGUCUUCUUCAAUAAAUAAUUGAACAUUGAACAUUGAACGUUUUUCAUACACGUUUCUUCAAGUUUUAGUUUCAUGCAUGUGAUGUGCAGCGACUAUGGAAGGAUUUUUGGAGAAUGUUAAAAAAAUAGUUAAUAUGCGAACGGUUGGAAAAUGUUGAAUCGUUUUGCCCAUAACCGAGUCUGAGGAGCAGCAACUGGGACGUCAACUCCAAAAUUUGUUAGCCGACCGGUCGCCUGGUGCAAAGUGAGUAGAUUGGAUUUAUGCUUGUGUCUUCAGUGUUUAGUGAAGGAACAAGUAAACCCCUUGGAGGUCCCUAUGUGGAACAGCUAUAGAACAUUUACUUGAGCUUUAAGGUAAAAACGUUUUGUUUUUUUUGUAACUUAUAUGGAAACACAUGCCAUUUUACAUUGCCGCCUAAUAUUAUAAGUACAAGGCUGUUAGAAACUGUCCUCCACCAAUUGCUGUUAGUAAAAAUAAUUCUGAUCGAAUGUAGUUUACUUACCCGUGUUAACGAUAUAGUUUGAUAGGAGUUUUGGAACCAAAAAAAAACCAACACUUUUUUAUUAUUAUUUUUUUUUUGGCAAAAAAUCAUAUUUACACUUCAGUGUGCUUUGGCACAUUUUAAAAAAAACAUUUAAAAUGCAUUUAAACGCAAUUAACGCAAUAACCAGCAAGCUCAUUGGGAAAUGAACAUAACUUUUUUUUCACCCAAAAAUAACUAAAACUUCCAUUUUUUUUAUUCUGUGCACAAAAGCACUUAAAUGGUGCUUUGGCACAUUUAAAACACU
Anopheles funestus (African malaria mosquito) is the source of this 1572-nucleotide messenger RNA. RefSeq lists its product as uncharacterized. The transcript is spliced from 3 exons. NCBI's taxonomy places the organism in Eukaryota, Metazoa, Arthropoda, Insecta, Diptera, Culicidae. Bases 288 to 761 code for a protein of 157 amino acids. The record is from RefSeq and is a predicted model, not a curated record.